This is a messenger RNA of Aureobasidium pullulans EXF-150, 1200 nucleotides long. RefSeq names its product NAD(P)-binding protein. The record is from RefSeq and is a predicted model, not a curated record. Gene Ontology annotation, molecular function: oxidoreductase activity. The transcript is spliced from 2 exons. NCBI's taxonomy places the organism in Eukaryota, Fungi, Ascomycota, Dothideomycetes, Dothideales, Saccotheciaceae. The coding region runs from base 1 to 1086 and encodes 361 amino acids.
AUGGCUCCUGCAGCACCAGUCGCUCUCAUCACCGGAGGCUCUUCAGGCAUCGGUCUAGCAUUAACAAAACACCUCCUCUCCCAAUCCUGGCACGUCUUCAUCGCCGACAUCAACCCACCUCCCGCCUCCGAACUCGCCGACUUCCCACCUUCAACCCACCACUUCCACAUCACCGACGUAUCAUCCUGGGGUGCCCAAUCCUCCGCCUUUGCAACCUGCUUCUCCCACUUCGGCCGUCUUGAUUUCUGCGCCUUGAACGCCGGCAUAGACGACCGCGAUGAUAUAUUCAACUCCACCUCCAACGAACUCGAUCUCCCACCCACAAAACCCAAUAUGAAGACUUUUGAAGUCAAUCUGUUUGGUCCUUAUUACGGUGUCAAGCUUGCUGCUCAUUACAUGGCGUUGAACCCACCUUUGAUGGGCAAAGGCGAGGGUAAAGGUGGAAGAAUUGUCAUUACGGCUUCGGAUGCGGGACUUUGGGCUCUACCUGCUGUGCCGCAGUAUACGGCUACUAAACAUGCUGUUGUUGGUCUUGUGCGUUCGCUGGCGCCUUCUGCUGCUCAAGUGGGGAUUAGUAUUAAUGCUGCUGCUCCUGCGCUUACGCCUUCCAAUCUGGCACCUCCGGGUUUGCUGGAGAGUUAUCCGAAAGAGGCGUUGACGAAGAUGGAGACGUUGUUGAGGGCGUUUGAUGCUUUGGGUAGAUUUGAUGAGGUCGAGGGUGAGGGUUGGGGUGGUGAGGAGCCGAAUGGGCAGAUUGUUGAGGGGAGAGGAGAGGAUAUCUAUUAUAAGGGGGAGAUGGCUAGGACGGCCGGGAAAGAGGUACCGAAGCGUAAGUUCUCUUGCUUGAUUAUCAUGAAGUCCGAUAUUGACGUGCUGCAGACAUCCAGAAGAUCUGGACGGAUACGUACAAAGAGCGUAACAAGAAAUUCGCAAUGCAGAAUCAGGAUUGAGAAGGGAAGGUUGAGGGCAAGAAAUGGAGAAAAGACGAACGCAGAGCAGCUCGCCAAUUGCAUUAUAGCAUGCUUUGAAUAUAUAUCGUGUAAUCUUGAGACCGAUAAGUCGCAACGAUCUGUAGCUGCUUUCUGAAAAGCAUCUCAAACAUGAGGCACACUGUCCAGUGCUGUAUCAUGGAGCUGCAAGUCGUGUAGCUGGACCUUUGUUUCGCUUGGCACAGACUCCAGCUAUAGCUAGUCACGAAAA